AUUGUUUCUGUAUUAUAUUCCGUAUAGGCCUCAGCAGGCCUUUGAGUUUCCAAAAGGCUGUCGAAGGAAUACCAAGACGCCCUUUCGGGGCAUUCCCCGACAUGGCAGUCGCCACGUAGACACACUAGCUGCCGUCAUGGCACAGGCAAGCAGCAGAAGCAGCAGCCAGCAGUGGCAGCAGCAACAGCGGCAGAUGAGCAGCCCUCCCUAGGGAAAAAUAUUGAUACUUGAAGACCCACAAUGCCCCUCCAACUUUUCCAGACACGAGCAUUUCGUAGCUGCUCUUCUUCUUCUCCUUCUUCUUCUUCUUCCCUUUCCGCGCUGCUGCUGCGACAAACGUUGCCUGUUGGUGUUGGUGUUCUUCUUCUUCACUUGAGGCCCUUGAAUAACACAAGGCUUAUCUCUUCCUUAGGCCUGUUCUCAUUAGCCCCUUUUAAUUCGGCAGAAGGCUCCAGUCUAUCUAUCUAUCUUAACCCUUUCCCCCAAAAAAAGCCUCCCUGUCUCCCCCGGCCACUAACCAUCCCCACCCCCCCGACCCCCUCCCUCCUUUAUCAGAUGUUCGUUCCCUCCCGCACCACACGGCACAGGCUCCUCCCUCGCCAUCCCUUUCUCCUGAUCCACUGACCCCCCCACCUUCUCCCCCGCACCGUCCCUGGCCCUCGGAGCCCCGCCUCGACGUUGGCACUCCUUGAGGUCGGAUGCGUCUCUUGACAGCGACUUCACCGCCCGCCCUAACACCCGGAACACGGUGGAAUCGGCCACGUGAACUCUCGGGAUUUUUUGGGAGCUUCUGGAGAUUUUGGAAGUAAGGUCGGACCAGUUCCAUCAAAAUGAGGGCAGUGUGAGAAGGUCAGGUGCUUUGGAAGUUAGGACUUCUGGAAACCACAGGUGUCGCUUAGCUAGACGUAUUCCAUGACGAGUUUCCAGACGAGUGUUUGACCAAUUGUGCGACUGACCUCUGUGACCUUUCAGUGCUCUGAAAGUUAGAACUUCUAGAAAAGGAAAUGCCAUCAGUGAUUCAGCGAGGUCCCCUUUUUGGAUAAAGUCAGCCUCCUCAUAUGUAAAAUUUGGCAGAACGUUGAAAAGAGCAUUCUGUGAAAGUUACACUUUUUUUUUUUUUUUUUUUUUUUUAUCUCUGACAGAUUCUUAACUGAGUGCACAGUGACGGUAUUGUGUAUAAAUGACAGACUUUCUCGUUACUUCCAAAAGCACCAAAUUUGAGAGUUUCCAGUUAUUUCUAAAAAUUACGGUUUUUAUCCGCUAUAUCGAUGACGCGAAAGACCUUUGAAAUCGCGACCGCAGCUCUAGUGAAAAUGGACACGGCGAUGUGAGCAAAGUUGUGACGAAGUGACCUUUUUUCGCUCCCGGCGUCAGAAAUAAAUAAAAAAAUAGGAAGCUGUUCAUUCGCGAUUUUGCAAAGAAUAAUUCAAAAAUGGACGAGAAACUCCUGGACGCCUCCGGCGGUUUCUCCGACGCCCACUUCCGCGGACUUAGAGCCGGGAUGGGUAGCGUCGGCGGGUAUUCCAUCAACGGGCUCCUGACAGCGCCCGCCGUUCAGAGCGAGGGGCAGAGCGCCCCCGGCCUGUUGCACAAUCUGGCGCCGAUAAAAUACGAAUACCCCAACUGCGGCGGCAUGACCGGAAGCACGAUGACCACGCCCUCGGGCAUCUCCAUAACCCUCGGGGCGCCCAUUCCCGCCCAUCCCCACCCGAAUUUCAACCCUCACCACCAACUGCACCCCGUCCCCGGGCCGUCCUCUGUAACCAUGGCACCCACAACUACUUCAUCGGGGUCGCCCACGGCCUCUGCGCCGCCCAUCACCUUCACGACCUUGACGUCGGGCGCCCUCAAGAGGAAGCAGAGGCGAUACAGGACGACCUUCACCAACUUCCAGCUGGAGGAGUUGGAGAGAGCAUUCCACCGGACUCACUACCCAGACGUCUUCUUCAGGGAGGAACUGGCUCUCAGGAUAGACCUCACUGAAGCUCGCGUUCAGGUGUGGUUCCAAAACAGGCGGGCCAAAUGGAGGAAGCAGGAGAAACUAGCAGCAAAGCACCAGCAGGCGGUGGUCGCUACACAGGCUGCUGCUGUGGCACAGCAGGCGACGGCUGUCCAGCAGAGUAUCAACGUCACCCUUCAGACGCAACAGCACGAGCACCUGGCCUCUGCUUUACCUGUGGCCACAGGAAUGAGUACGCCCCCGGAAGUGACGCCACAGUCAUUAGCCCCGCCCAGCAGCCCCCCACCGAUUAUCAGCCAAAGUAAUUCCUCCACACAACCAUCUUCAUUUGGAUCUGGAUCUCCUCCAGGAGUGUCGAUCCCUUGCCUGGGAAUGGAAUGGACUUCCCCCUUCGCCUCGACGCUCUCGACUCCUCCCCCGCCCUCCAGUCCCACUUCCCCAACGUCAGUCCCGUCGGCGCCCUCGCCCGUCCUCUCCAACCCUUAUUACUUGGGUGUCCGACCACCCGACCUCGGGGGCGCCGAGCAGGAGGAUGAGAAGCCACCCGUCCACCAUCAGUCGUUCGUGCCCGCUGGCCUCUCUUUCCCCGGCAACAGCCUGAGUCUCACUCCGAGUCUGUCCUUCACGCCCUCGACUCUGCCCAUCACGCCCACGUCACUCUCCCUGCCGCCCACGAGCCUCAGCCUAUCACCUACAAGCCUGAACCUGACGCCCACGAGUUUGGCUCAGCUCAGGAUGCGGGCGAGAGAGCAUACGUCCUCUUUCAUCAACAUGAGCAGCGAUUAAGGUUCUUCCAGAUUCUUCUUCUUCUUCUUCUCAUCUCAGAUUGAGGUCGGGAGUUUGCUGAAGCUGAGAGCAGCAGUUUGCUGGAACAUUCAUUAUUUCAUGGAUAUGAGAUGCCGUACUACCGCUCUUCAGUCUGUUGGAAGCGUAUAUCUAUACCAUCACGUUUAUGCGACACUGUUGGUGAUAAAAGAUGCAUGGGGGUUCUAAGAACAUCCACAUAUGCAUACAAUAAAUAUAUAAUUGCCUGAAGUCCCCUCACUCACCCCCCCUCCCUCCCGGCCUCCACUUCUCUUAGUAUUCUGUAGCUCUGUUACAUUAACCGGGACAUAAGUGAAACAAUGUUUCUGUUGAGCUGUGCUGUCUCUAGUUUCAUCGGUUUGACAGUAACUUUAUCAAACUACUCUGUAACUAUUCCAUGCGCUGAUGGGUUCCGGCGCUUGGUCUUCAAGACCUCAAUUUCAUAAUAAAUCAAUCAGUUCUAUUCCAUAACUGUAACUCCAUUUAGAUAGCACCAAACAACGUCGGUCUAUUGCAAGAAUCAGUAGCUCCGUUCUCAAGCCUCCACUUUUUAUCCUGGCUAAGACCACCUGCCAUUUCUUCGCGAAAACGUCGUUUCAACAUCUACUGCAUUUGUGUCCAUCGCCGCCAGGCUACUGACAGACGCGAUGGAUAUGACUGUUUGAUGAUUUUACUAUUCUUUUGUUGCCCGUCGGAAGGGGUAAAGCAGGUUGUAGUGCAAUAAAUGCCCCUCAAAUGGCACACGGUAGGCGUAACUCAUGAUUGUUUGCAAUGCUCCUGUUAACCCUUUUGCUUGACGUCCAUUCCCGCUUCAUUUCUUUUCCAAGUUGCUGUCCAACCACUCCAACUCCCUUUUUCAUUGUCUUUAAGCGGUGAAUGGCUGAAAUGCCUCAGUGCCCUGUCUUUUCUGUCUGAUUUUCACAAAUCAAUCG
Messenger RNA from Macrobrachium nipponense, 3696 nucleotides. Its product is annotated as paired mesoderm homeobox protein 2A-like. The coding region runs from base 1433 to 2746 and encodes 437 amino acids. Gene Ontology annotation, molecular function: DNA-binding transcription factor activity, RNA polymerase II-specific; RNA polymerase II transcription regulatory region sequence-specific DNA binding. Gene Ontology annotation, biological process: regulation of transcription by RNA polymerase II. The transcript has 6 exons. The record is from RefSeq and is a predicted model, not a curated record. NCBI's taxonomy places the organism in Eukaryota, Metazoa, Arthropoda, Malacostraca, Decapoda, Palaemonidae.